Messenger RNA from Trichomonas vaginalis G3, 1191 nucleotides. RefSeq lists its product as uncharacterized. The transcript has a single exon. The record is from RefSeq and is a predicted model, not a curated record. Bases 1 to 1191 code for a protein of 396 amino acids. NCBI's taxonomy places the organism in Eukaryota, Parabasalia, Trichomonadida, Trichomonadidae.
AUGUAUGCUCAAUUUUUGUACGUUUAUGGAAGAAUGAAAAAGAAAGAAGAUUUAUCAGGAUUGAGUCAACGGAAAACAGAAAAAGCAAUAUUUGAAAGAAAACAAAUCAUUGCUCUUCAAGAUGAAGAAAUAGCUAGACUCAAAGAUGAGCAUUUUAUGCUACUUCGACAAAUUCAAACAACAGAAAAUCAUUUUGUUAAAGUGAAUAAACUAUAUAAUGAACGUACUACAAAAUUACGUGAUAAUAUUCAAUCAAUUUCAGCAAAAAGAAUACAUUCAAGAAUUCAAUUAUACAAAUCACAUACAGAUCAAAUUACAAAACUUAGGACAGAACAUCAGGCAGCAUUGAAAAAUAUCCAAAUAGAAUAUGAUCAAAAAAUGAAGGAAGAAAAAGAAAAACCAAUUACAUUGAAAGCAGACGGCAGGCAAACUUCUGUAGAAGUUAUUGCUGAGUCUAUAAAUAGGAUUAAUACGCUCACACAGCAGGCCUUACAAGAAAAAGAAGCUAAUAAAAACGAAAUUAUCGAAAAAAGAUUAACCGAAUACAAGACUCAUAUUGAGAAUUAUAGGCAAAAAGAGCUAGAUUUGAGACAGCAAAUACAAAAUGCUCAAUUUGAACUCGAAGAAGCAAGAAAGCGAAAUGAAAUCAGAAUUGAAGAAGCCAAAGAGCUAGCUCAAAAGCGUGCGUUAAGGAAUGAGCAAACAGCUGCAAAAACAGAUGAUUUAAUGAUCAUGCAACGUGCCAAUAAUGUUUCUAGACUUAAUGAAAUCAGAGUUAAUGAAAUCCAAAGUCUUGAAAACUUGAAAGCUGAUUUAAACGAAGCAAAGAAGAAAGUUUUCGAAUUAAAGACAAAAAUCACAGAUGCAAAUGUCAGUGAAAUCCGUGAGAGCAAAAAGGCACAAGAAUCUGUUGAUAAACUCGUAAUUCAAUUAGAUUCAUUAAAUAAUCAAGAUAUAGCAACUCAUAUUCAACAAUACGCAGAGAAAGAAAAGGAAGAAAAAAGAAAGAUGCAUAAAAUAAAGAAGAGUCUUGAAUCAUUAGUAAAUCAAAGAGAUUUGCUCAUUAAAGAUAAUUCAAGAUUGAGAGAUGAAAUCAGGCGAAUUGACUUUAUGCUUUACGGAAGAAAUGGUAUUCAUCAAAUUCAAAAAUCUUCCAGGAAACGUCCAUUUGUUCCAGUUGCAGCUCAUUAA